CUUCUGUCAUGUUUUAUGUUUUUAUUUCUUGUUAUAAAUACACGUGCUUGUUCAGCAGCACACAAAUUGAUUUUGCACCAACUUAUUCGAUAAACCAGUUGCAAUGAACAAAAAGCGCGUUUCUCGUAAACUGAAAUCGUCCUGGCGUAAGCAUAUAGACAUUUCGGAUGUUGAUCAAUUUCUGGAAGAACAGCGGCAAGAUGAACGUGUCGGUGGUCAACUCGCGGAUAAGCCUAGCGAGGAAUUGUUCACUGAGGAACCAAAACCGGGCAAACCGAAAACGACGCUACGUGAAGCAAGGAAACUUAAAUUCGCAGAACUUCCUAGAUCGCUUUUACCGCUUGUGAAUACGUCGAGCGUCACUGAUCCGAUUGUGAAGCGCAAUAUUAAGAAAAACAGAGAUCCUAGAACGCCGGUACUGCAAACACCGGUGCGGAUAAAAAGGAAGGGCCGCCCGAGUGGCAUAGCGAAAGCCACAUCGGAGGAUAUCUGGGCGAAGGACUAUGUGCCGGGGGAGCUGAAAAGCGAAUGGAUCGGGAAGGAAUUGUUACACCAUACACUUCGGCACACGGGCAAACCGUUGGUGACGAAUUUGCCGGCCCGGAUGGACAAACUCCAGCGUAAUUUCCCGCUGAAGAAAAAACUUCCCAACGAAGGCAUCAGUUACAAUCCGGCGAUUGACGAUUAUCUUCAGCUGAAGGACAAGGUAGUUAAGCAGGAGCAAGCCAUCAUCAAGAAGGAGAAACAUAUCGAACGUGUUUUAACGAAGAUGAUUGUAAAGAUGACCCCCGAAGAAAAGCAUCUGGCGACGGUAAAAGAAAUGUCCGAAGGCUUGACCGUGGCAAAGUGCGAAUCAGACACUGAAAAUCCUACUGAUGAAACCGUACCAGUAGCAGUUGUAGCAAAGGCCAAGAAGCCCAUAACAAGAGCCAAGAAACGGUUGCGUGAACUGCAACAGCAGGAAGAGAAGCUAAUCCAGCGCGAAUUGAGUAAACUCGAGGAGAUCGAUCAUGUGGACGACAUUAACAAGGAUAUAGAACUGAACGAACGAAAAGCUAUAUAUAAAGCAAAGAGAAAAGCAAACAAGAGACAGGCGUUACGGGAAAAAAUUGACUUGCCGAUUGAUUUUGUCCCACCGCAGCAAUUGUCGGGUAACUUGCGAACGAUAAAACCACUGAACAAUUUGCUAGCCACCGGUCUGCCCAAAGUACGGAAGGUCAGCAUCCUGAAGAGAACACGCGCUGAAGUAGAGCGUAAAAAGCGUCGCGUCAAAACAGUGCGCUACAAGCGCAGUUCACACAAGGAAUUGGUACACGAAGUUGAGAAAUAAUCAAUAAAUUUGUAAUCGAAAUAAAUUGUAAUUUAGGGACACGGUGUGGGUGGUAUCGGUGUCGGUCUAUCACACGACAGGACCGGCAUCAAAUUAUCAUCUGGGCCAUACCCCCGAAGCAAAGAUUGGUGAUUUUCUUUUAAUUAUUUGAACGAAAAUUGCUUCUACUUGAUUACGUUAAUAAAACCAAUAUUAUAAUAAACUAUCAUUUGCAUAGUUGCAUGUUUAUUUGGACAACAAUAAAAAGUGAAAUUUUAAGUGCAGAAUAAAAAAAACCAAUUAUC
This is a messenger RNA of Anopheles funestus (African malaria mosquito), 1614 nucleotides long. Its product is annotated as ribosome biogenesis protein NOP53. Bases 104 to 1330 code for a protein of 408 amino acids. The record is from RefSeq and is a predicted model, not a curated record. Gene Ontology annotation, biological process: rRNA processing; ribosomal large subunit assembly. Lineage: Eukaryota; Metazoa; Arthropoda; Insecta; Diptera; Culicidae. Gene Ontology annotation, molecular function: 5S rRNA binding. The transcript has a single exon. Gene Ontology annotation, cellular component: nucleolus.